This is a messenger RNA of Symbiodinium natans, 2175 nucleotides long. Lineage: Eukaryota; Dinophyceae; Suessiales; Symbiodiniaceae. The record is from the annotation of a GenBank genome assembly.
AUGUUGGUAUGGGGCAUGAGCGUCCUUGUUUUCUGGUGUCAGUUGCAAGGCAAUCCAGAGGGCUCGACGUGGUGGCUCUCACAAACUGACUCGGUACUGCUCGCCUUCGGGCGGCCCUUCCUCUACGGGGGGGAGGUCACGAGCGCAGGCGUGGUAAUUGAAGCCGUUAGUUUCUUGCUGAUUGCGCUGUCGCUGGCAGGCUACUUCCUGCCUGAGCUGACCAAAGAAAGCGCCUUUUUGCCUCGACUCAUACCACCAGAACAACUUGGUUUGGCGAAGCAGUUCUAUGCUGUCGCCGUCUAUGUCCUUUGCUUCCUCGCUGUGGUGCGGUGGAUCUGGACGCAGGGGCGUGCUGCCCGUGCUGAGAAUGAAGAGUUGCCGCACAUUUCGGACUACGCGUUGAUGGCCGAGGGCUUUCCAAAGUCUGCACGCUCUCCUCAUGAGGUGAAAGCCUUCUUCGAGUCCAUCCUGGGCUUCGAAGUCGAGGGUGUGUCGAUCGCCUACGACCUCUCCGAUGAAGCGGAGUUUGUAGAGAGCCGCGUCCUGCGGGUGGUGGAGCAGGCAGAUGCCCACCUCAGCAUCUACCCGGCUGAGCUGGCAGAUGUCCGAGAGCUGAUGGGCAGCAGCCAGGAUGGGCACGUGCUAGAUUGUUUGGCCAGCUCGGGGCAAGCCGUGGUCGUCUUCUCCCGGGAGGAGGACCGCGAGUUCUGCAUCCGGAGAUUUGCCGAAAUCCGGCGCCAGCUUCGCCAGAACGAAGGCAAGGUCUCAACCGAGGAGGCAGAUACGGACGAUGAGUCGCAGGCCCUGCUUGGGGGCUCCAGGCCUUCGCAGACCCUUGGAGGCCUCAAGGAAGGCAGGGGGCGCAGCAGCGCUGCGCGUCUCAGCGCAUCGAUGCUCUUCCGUGGAAAGUUUCCGAUCACGGUUUCCGAGGCCCCUGACCCUGCAGACCUCCUGUGGAAGAACUUCCAGGUCCAGGGAGGGCUCAAGCUCACUCGAGUGGUUCUCACGCUCAUUGGCGGGGUGCUAAUGGUCUUCGUGGUUUCAGCAGUCAUCUUUGCGCCAUCGGUUCUUGCUGGGGUGAGCUACUUGGACAUCACUGGCCCCUCCUUGGUACAGGUGAGGCUCAAGUGGCUCGAGCAGGUCUCCAUGGCUGGGAUGACCGCCGUGUUAAACCGAGUCCUGGCGAUGAGCGUAAGAUCAGCCGCUGAGGCCAGCGGCUUUGUGCAGAAGGUGAGUGAGGACAGCGUGUUCUUGGUAUGUACAUACUUGAUGGUGAUCGCCAACUCGGUUGCACCCCUGGGCAUUGCCCAAAUCGUGGCAGCCUCGUCGGACAUGCGAGUCACUCCAGAGUUGGCAACAGAGUGGCUGCUCAGCUUGAUGAUCGUGAUCCUGCUCACCACGGAGUUUCUCUACAUCGUUUACCCUGCCUGGUCCUAUUGGAGCGGCCACUUCCGUGUGCGCCAAAGCAAGUACAUCACCGUUCGCGAGGGUCAGCCGGCCCUGACGAGCGCUGAGUUUCCCUUGGCGCAGAGGUACGUUGACGUUCUGCUGGUGAUGACGCUGAUGUUUGUCAUGAUCGCUAUUGAUUACAAGUCCAUCUACACAAUUGGUUCUGAGAUCAUCAUGCUCUUCUACAGUUUCUACAUCUUUUUCAUCGACAAGUUCUUUUUCCUGCGCAUCAACCGCCAGACCUACUAUGUGAGCUCAAAGCUCGAUCUUGCAGUACACUACCUUUUCACCGUUCCAAUGUUUCUUCUGGCCUGGUUCCCUCUCCAAUUCUUUGAUUCUUGGCUGCCACCGAAUGGCUGGAGCAGAUAUGCAGCCAUGGCUGCAGCGACUGCUGGCACUAUGCUGCUGUUCAUGGCCACGGUGCGCAUAUGUGAAUGCUGCAAUGACCCGCAACGGGAGCUCAGCGAUGUGCCAUACGUGGAGGUCGCCAGCAUCACGGCCUGCAACUAUUUCAACACCAACCACGCCCAUGUCCUUCGCACCUUGCACUUUCCAUCCAUCGUCGUCCCGCCUGUCUACCCGCAUCUACCGGGGAAGGAGUAUCUGAAUGGUGGCCAAUUUGCCGACCAUGAUGAUAGCGUCCAUUUGCGGGAGACCCUGAUGCUCCUGGCCAAAAGUCCCUUCACAGAGCUUGACACGCUGGGCAACCCACAGGACCUGACCUGA